This is a messenger RNA of Cladocopium goreaui, 872 nucleotides long. The record is from the annotation of a GenBank genome assembly. Lineage: Eukaryota; Dinophyceae; Suessiales; Symbiodiniaceae.
UUCCUCACCGCGACCGGCCAUGGCCGCACUGGGACUCCGGCGGCGGUGGUUUCUGCUCGCCGCCCUCCUGAUCCCUGUGAUGGCGGAGGAAGAGUCGAGUCCGGUGGCCAUUGCCAUCUCGGUGAUGCUCAUGGGCUCCAUCGGUUUUCAGAUGUUGAUGUUCUAUCUGGUGAAUUGGCCGGAUCGGGACAUCCAAAGAUAUUCCUGGCAGGUCAUUAGUCAAACGAUUUCCAUUUUCUGUGCGGUGUUGCUGUUUCAAGGCUGCAAUGGAUUGGUGGAGGAGCGUUUGAUUGAAGGAAGUUCGGACUGGAUGGAGGUGGUGGUUGAUAUGGCGCAAAUGCUCUUUUGGCUGGUGUGCAUGCAGAUCGUUUUGGCCAUCACCAGUGGUGCGUUGAAUGAGAUCUUUGGUGGGGACGCGGACAUGGAGAGAGUGGAACUCAAUCUGAAAAGCUGGUCAGUCCUGUUUAGCCAUGUGGCCGGCUUCGCGACGAUCAAUGCCUGGGGAUCUCUGCAACAGAAAUUCUUCAAUUCGUCGCCUCUCCAUGUCUUGCUCGUGGUGCCCAUGGGUUCCGUGGGACUUCUCUUGAUCUAUCACAUCUUCGAUAUCAUUCGCGAGCGCAUCGCGCACAUGGAUGACGGAGAAAAGGAUGAGUAUGAAGAAAAGUGGGAUGAAGAAACUGAGGAGGCCGAGAAUGAUGUGGCAGGUUUGUCCAUGUCCUUCUUGACCGUGCAGGCCAUGCGGUUUGCCAUCAGCGGAAUACUGCCUAACCAGGAAGGUCUCGAACCCUGGGGGGCAGCCAUCAGUCACACGCCGCAUCAAUGUCAUUUGCUGAUGGGUUGUGGCUUCAUUUUCUUCUUGUUGUCCAUGGCGG